Messenger RNA from Cladocopium goreaui, 488 nucleotides. The record is from the annotation of a GenBank genome assembly. NCBI's taxonomy places the organism in Eukaryota, Dinophyceae, Suessiales, Symbiodiniaceae.
AGGAGUGUAUCCGGACGCUGCAGGCGGCAGGUUUCGGUGUUUGGGCUGCUGUUCCACCAUCGCGCGGCACUGAAGAUGCUGAGCUGCCGCAGCUGCCCUUGGAUCGCUUACCUUUUGAGACGCCAAUGGCCUUGCUCUUUGGCUCCGAGGCGCGUGGUGUUUCAGCGUCAGCGCUGUCAAUGUGCAACGGGCGGUUCACCGUGCCACUGAGCGGACUCAGCGAGAGUCUCAACGUCUCAGUCUGCGUGGCCGUGUGUGUCCACUAUGGUGCCCUACAACGGCGCAAGACGCUGGAGACUGGGCAGACCAGUGACAUGCGUGGCGAGGAGGUCAAUCAGCUGCUGGAGAGUUAUGCAGAUCGAUCCCUGGACCAUCAUUUUGCGGCCAAUUUGCGUUCUCAGCGCUCUUUGCAUCGAGCUGGAGUCCAGCACAGGUUGGAAGAGCCACGUGGCAAUGGCUAAGACUUGGCUCUGCAGCGCGGAAGAAAA